AUGCUUUGUCGAAGACGUAGUGCUCAUUUGAGAAUACAUGUAGGAGCUCCUCGUUUCUCUAUGUAUAUUCCCUCUUUAAGGAAGGCAAAAAAAAAAACCCACCUCCCUUUCCAUCCUAAUUCAGACACAUCUACCCAUCGGGGUUUCCUGGUGCAGAUGCGGUUCAAUCAUACUUCUGUAACUAUGCACAUGUAUGUACGAUGCGUACUUCAACCUGUGUACCCGUAUUAUUUCUUUCCUACCGGGUUUAUUAUGUAUUACCAUUUUGAGAGCCUUUUACUCUUAUUAUUUGAAGAGUUGAUCUUCAAAUGCCAAAAUAUAUAUUAA
Molecule: messenger RNA, 327 nt
Organism: Leptomonas pyrrhocoris
Lineage: Eukaryota; Euglenozoa; Kinetoplastea; Trypanosomatida; Trypanosomatidae
Exons: 1
Coding region: 1-327 (108 amino acids)
Source: RefSeq, a predicted model, not a curated record